Rhinolophus ferrumequinum (greater horseshoe bat) is the source of this 4464-nucleotide messenger RNA. RefSeq names its product TP53RK binding protein (gene TPRKB). The record is from RefSeq and is a predicted model, not a curated record. Gene Ontology annotation, biological process: telomere maintenance via recombination; tRNA threonylcarbamoyladenosine modification. Gene Ontology annotation, cellular component: EKC/KEOPS complex; cytosol; nucleus. Lineage: Eukaryota; Metazoa; Chordata; Mammalia; Chiroptera; Rhinolophidae. The coding region runs from base 133 to 561 and encodes 142 amino acids. The transcript is spliced from 5 exons.
GCGGCCAAGCUUCCGGAAGUGGUGGGCUUUGUUUCCGCGGGGAAGACACUCCAACACGGACGGGGCAGGCGGCGGGUGACCCUUCUGUUAUUUAAAGAUGUAAAAAAUGCUGGAGACUUGAGAAAAAAGGCCAUGGAAGGUGCCAUUGAUGGUUCAUUAAUAAACCCUGCGGUGAUCAUUGAUCCAUUUCAGAUACUUGUGGCAGCAAACAAAGCAGUUCACCUCUGCAAACUGGGAAAAAUGAAAACGAGAACUCUAUCUACUGAAAUUAUUUUCAACCUUUCUCCAAAUAACAAUAUUUCAGAGGCUUUGAAAAAAUUUGGUAUGUCAGUAAAUGACACUUCAGUUCUAAUUGUUUACAUUGAAGAUGGAGAAAAACAAAUAGAUCAAGAAAACCUAAUAUCUCAGGUAGAAGGUCAUCAAGUUUCUCUGGAAAAUCUUUCUGAAAUAACAAAUAUUCCAGAAGUCAAAAAGAUAUAUAAACUAUCUUCACAAGAAGAAAGUAUUGGAACACUAUUGGAUGGUGUCAUUUGUAGAAUGUCAACAAAAGAUGUUUUGUGAAAUGACAGAAAUAUUAAUAAUUUUCAGCAUUUAUAAAAAACAUUGGUUUUCUUUUCCUGAUUACAAAAUUUAUAUUUGUUCAUCAUAGAAAAUUUUAAAACACAGAAUGGUACAGCAAAGGGGGGAAUAAAACCUUUUACUCCUACCUCUUAAUAGUUUAAAAGAUAAUCCCUGUUACUAUUAUUUGUUACUGUCUUCUAGUUUUUUAUUUCUGUUCAAAUAUAUUUUAUUUUUAUGUAAUUGGGAUAGCAAUUGCAAACAUUUACAAGAAAAACUAGAGAAGAAAGUUCAAUGGCAGAAUUAACUGAGGAAAUGAAUAAGCGGCAUGUCCUUUAUGAAGAACUAUGUAAUAAAACUUUUUCAGCUACAUUUGAAGCAGAGAAACAGGCUGGUACAGCUUAGGAACAGCUAAAUGAACUAGAGAUUCAUAUGCUAAAUUAUUGGGUUAUCAGAAUCUACAGCAAAAAAUCAAGCAUGAUGUGAAAUGAAAAGUGCAAAUAACCAACUCAAAUUGGAGGUGUUGAUACCGUGCUAAGGUCCGGCUGCCUGCGGCUUAAAAAAGUUAAUAAUCAAGAUACAUGGUUGAUGGAAAGAAAAGCCGGAUUUAUUCAGAAUGCCGGCAUUCUGGGAGGAUGGCGAACUCCUGUCCAAAGGCCAUCUCCCCGUCCUUAGACCGGGUUGUAUAGGUACACAAGAAGGUUGUAUAGGUACACAAGAAGAACAAAGGAUAGGGGGCAUCUGUCAGGCAGGUCCGAGGGCUGACAUCCUUCCUGGGGUGGGUCUGUUUUACAAUAAUGUUAUCUGGACUCGGUCAGGACCACUGAGGGCUGGGGCUUUGUGUGUAUUCCGGUGUCUGGGUGCCUGAGGACUAAGAAAUUGUUCUUUUCAGGUUAGGGUUCUGUUGAUUAAAUGGGUUAACAAGGUAUGGGUAGCAUUGAGAAAGGGAAUAAAGCAAUUCCUCAGUUAAUCAGUGAGGGGAGAAGCAAAGAGGAAAUACCUGAAUAUCAGGGUGGAUCAAACUGCACACUAAGUAUUAACUAUUAGUACAGGUGACUAGAUAGCAAGCUAUGCAGUAAGUCAAACUGCAAACUAGCUAAUCUAAUUACGUUAUUGAUUUACUGAAUUUCACCCUUACAGUGUCAAAACUCUACUCUCAGCUUGCUAAAAAAGAAACAAAGUGAGAGAAAACUUCAGGAGAAAUUGAGCAUGUAUUGGUUUAUAAGUAUCCCCGGUCAUUUGCAGAACAUGAAAGAAUUCACGAGACUCAGAAAAAGUAGGAAAGCAAGAAAAGGUUUAUUGAAAGUCGAGCAGCAAGGAUGCCCGUGGCAGUAUCUAGAGAAGAUGGCUGCAACGAUGAGGAGUGCUGGGGUUUCAUUUUGGGGUGGUGGUGGGGAUAUUGGGGAACUGUGUUUUUCCAGGACCCAUUAGCUCCAUGUCAAGUCAUUGUUUUCAAUCUACUUAUAGAGGGCGCAGCUCACUGGCCCAUGUGGGAAUUGAACCGGCGACCUCGGCGUUAGGAGCAUGGCACUCCAACCACCUGAGCCAACAGGCCACCCCGUUUCAUAUUUUUCUAUGCAUGUUGUAGGGUACUUGUCAGCUUGCAAGGGGCCUGCCGUUGCAAUUAUUUUGUCUUGUUCCCAUCUAUGACGGAUGUCAGCUUGCAGGGGGUUGCUGUUACAACUGGCUUCUGGGAAUUCUUCUAUUCCCAUCUAUGAUGGGUGUUUGUUAGCUUGCAGGGGCUUGCCAUUGUGAUUGGGAACUGUUCUGGUCCUGCCUGUGAUGGAUGUAAGGUGCUUUAAAGCUUGCAGGGGCAGUGCUAGCCAGGGGAUACAGAGCCAAGCAGUUCAGUUUUAAGCUCGUUCCUGCUAGCUCACAAGCUCGCUCCUGUUAACUCUACUUGUUUCAUGAGAACACAGUUCUGGAUAUCAAACACUUUGAUCCUUCAAAGGCUUUUCUUCAUGAAAGUGAAGAAAAUUUUGCCCUCAAAACUCUUAAAAGAAGGCAAUACAAACUGCUGUUGAGCUCCUAUGGAGUUUUAAGCACCAGGCAAAUAAACGUCUGAAAAAUCUGUUAUUUAUUCUAUUUUAUUUUUGCUGAUGUUAUGUUCAUAAUGGAUAUUUUAAAUGUAUUUAAUAUUAACUUCCUAUCAUUAGGCAUCUGAAAGGAAGUUCACCAUUGUUACCAAUAUGUUUCCUGACAUUUUAUUUUCUGUUGUCAGUACCUCCUCCUUGAUGCUUACUUUUAUCACCUCAUUCUAAACCUUCCUGGCUUUCUAGCUUUACAACUCAUCCCAUCAAAUCACAUUCUUGUAAAAAUCACACUCAUAUUCCCCUAUUCUGAAACCUUAGAUGGUUCAAGAUUUAAUCCCCAGGUUUUGUAGGUUGAUAGUGGAAGGCUUUUCUAAUCGGAACCCCUUAAGCUAGGAUAAAACACCAUGGCUUGUUCUUCCCUCUACCUUGAUUCUCCUAAUACUGUUCACUCUGUCCCACCCAUCAUCCAUUUAUCCAGGUCAAGUAAGAAACGGCGUGCUUCACAGUAAUCUCUUUAUUUCAUAUUCGAGUCCCUGAGGUGGUCAACAAUUGGCACAUUGCUAGACUCUGUCCCAGGCCUACUCAAUUAAAAUCCGGGGUUUGGCCUGAAAAUCUGCAUUUUAAACAAACUACAGUUCAUUCUUUUUUUUCCUCCCCUUCUGCCUCCACCCCCCACUCCAGUUCAAGCCGUUCUCAGUCUAGUUGUGUAGGACCCAGCUCCCUGGCCCAUGCUGGUGUUAUGAGCCUUGCGCUUCCCCUGGCUGAGGCAGUCGGUUGGCGGUCGGUGGCUCGGGGCAGCUCACGGCAGCUCUCACCAGCUGCCAGCCACUCACAGGCUGCCGGCCACUCAACACUGACCACCAGCUGCUCAUGGCAGCACAUGGUAGCCCAUGGCAGCACGGCAGCUCGUGCUGACUGGCUGCCCGUGGCAGCCCAGCUCCAGGGAGAGCCAUGAUUCACAAUCUUAGCUGUAGAGGGUGCAGCUCACUGGCCCAGGUGGGAAUCGAACUGGUGACCUUGGCAUUAGGAGCACGGCGCUCCAACCACCUGAACCACAGGGCUGGCCCCAGUUAAUAUACUAAAAAUCUGGGAAACUCAGUUCUUAACCUCUUUAGAGAGUUUGUCAUACUGCUUGGCAUUGGCCUGACUACUGGGUGUUUGAUUCAUAUUUCUGUAAUAUGAAAUAAAAAUCACACCUUAAGUCAUUACCCCCACCCCAAUAAAAUAAAAUACAUGAUGUUGACAUUUUUUUAAAGAGUACCCUAGAUGUCUUUCAGAAUUCCACAAUCUGGAUUUGUUCACAAUUUGAGUCAGUUUAAAUAUUUCAGGGAAUGAUAAUAGAUUUUUGUGUCCUCCCCAUUGGGUGUCAUCAAGAGGCCCAUAAUGUCAUUUGGCACCCACAUUGUGUUAGGCACAGCCAGAGGAGCAGGAGACCAAGAUUGGUCUAUUAGAAUUUAGUUGGCGUGUUUGAGCUGCGGGAAGUCAGGCUAGAGCAGAGGGAAAAGAUCAUAACCUCUCUGAGCAAAAGGGGUAUGGACUUUUAUAGGAGGGGGUAAACAAGUUUGUUUCCCCUUCAAUGACAAAGGGUUUCCGGCAGGACCAAGCCCUCCAGCUCCACACCCUGGCCCCCGUCUCCCUCCAGACUGCCCAGGCCCCUAGAAGAUUGAGCAAGAUAGGAUCAAGACAAAAUGGCUUUUAAGAUAAGGUUUCUGCUCCAGGCCUAAAUAUGGCUUAACACCUUGGUAUACAAAGUUUGAUUACUUUGUUGCAGGAGUCUGGGUUCUUCUUGCCAACACAGUGAAGAAUCAAAGGUCAGCAAGCUGAUUAAUGUGCAAGCAGGGUUUAUUAGUGAUACAUUCUCAGGGAAGAGAAG